CGAAUCUCCGAGCAAACCUGCCCGCACGAAACGCUUAUCGCCCAGACCCAGAAGCAGCAGGCCGGCUCCGCGAACCCGCAACAGAUCCAACUCCCAGCUCGCACUCCCUCCGUCCUCAUCCCCUCCGGCGACUCUCGCGCGCGGCACGGCCUGCGACUAAGAUGGAUUGGCAGGGGCAGAAGAGCGCCGAGAUGCUGAUGCAGGUACUGCUGGUGGCGUCGGCCGUGGCGGCGUUCCUGGUCGGGUACGCCAUGGCGGACUUCCAGCUCAUGCUGCUCGUCUACGCCGGUGGGGUCGUGCUCACGGCGCUCGUCACCGUGCCCAACUGGCCCUUCUUCAACCGGCACCCGCUCAAGUGGCUCGACCCCGCGGAGGCUGACCGCCACCCCCGUCCUAUAGUCAUCAGCGCGGCCGCGUUGACCGCGGUUAAGAAGAAGAUCGGGAAGAAUAAGUAAUCCAGAGGAAGAGUUGUUAUUGAUCGAAAUGCCGUGAACAUGUUCUACUAUAUCAAUUGCAGAACUUCUGAUUAUGAGAUGUUAGAUAUGGCAUGGCUUUCUUGUUGCUGAUAAUUAGCUUGCUUGCUGGUAUCAAAUAUCUGCUUGGUGGUCCGGAAAUCGGUAUAAUGAUUACAGAGGGUGAAAUAUUGAACUAACUUCACAAAAUAGUUUGGCCUUGAUAUUGAAAGUGAUAAAGAUGCCUGCCAAUGAGUGUUCACUGCA
This is a messenger RNA of Brachypodium distachyon (stiff brome), 719 nucleotides long. Its product is annotated as probable signal peptidase complex subunit 1. The transcript is spliced from 2 exons. Gene Ontology annotation, cellular component: endoplasmic reticulum membrane; signal peptidase complex. The record is from RefSeq and is a predicted model, not a curated record. Lineage: Eukaryota; Viridiplantae; Streptophyta; Magnoliopsida; Poales; Poaceae. Gene Ontology annotation, biological process: protein targeting to ER. Bases 162 to 455 code for a protein of 97 amino acids.